AUGAGAGCGUUUAAGGGAGAGUUCAUACCUGGUCUGUGUGUGUGUGAGCAGCAGAGUGAGCAGCGACCCCCUGACCCCCUGCGGGGCCUGCGCAGACACUGCUGGGUGCUCGUGCUCUCAGGGAGCCACAGCGUACAGGAAAACUUCUUCAUCGACCCUCUGACAGGAAACAGAUACCCUACUGACCACGACCACUUCCUGGGCAUCGACAGCGUGUGGAACAACCUCAACUACUACGCCAUCAUGCAGGACUGCAGAAACGGCUGCACUAAUAUGGUGUAUGACCUGGAAGAUGUAAACCUGUGGGAGCCACUUUUGUUUGGUACGACCAGUAAGAAGCAGCUGAUUCUGGAAGUGUUGAAAAGGAAGGAGAACAAGACGAUGAAGAAUAUUAUUAAAGAUGAGAAGCACAUGAACGCAGCAUUAGAGCCGUACAUGGAGUAA
Molecule: messenger RNA, 444 nt
Organism: Labrus bergylta (ballan wrasse)
Lineage: Eukaryota; Metazoa; Chordata; Actinopteri; Labriformes; Labridae
Source: RefSeq, a predicted model, not a curated record